Molecule: messenger RNA, 972 nt
Organism: Microthlaspi erraticum
Lineage: Eukaryota; Viridiplantae; Streptophyta; Magnoliopsida; Brassicales; Brassicaceae
Source: the annotation of a GenBank genome assembly
AUGGAGUCUACCGGAGAAACUAUUAGCGGUGAUGCUACGGUGGUGAGAUCUAACGCGCCGUCGGACUUCCUCAUGUCUUCGAGAUCAGAAACUUCAAAUCCACCUCCAACCUCCGUCGCUCCUCCUCCUCCUCCUCCGCCGCAAAAUUCCUUUGCUCCGAUAACUCUUCCGCCGGCGACAGAAGGUUUUUCCACCGGCCUGGUGAAGAAAAAGCGUGGACGUCCCAGGAAAUACGGACACGACGGAGCACCGGUGGCGCUAUCGCCUGUUCCAAUAUCAUCAGCCGCACCAACGAGUUCUCCUCACGUCCUCGAUUUUUCAGCAGCAUCUGAGAAACGUAGCAAAGUGAAACCAGCAACAUCUACCUCCUUCAUCAAGACAAAUUACCAGGCCGAUAAUUUAGGUAAUUGGGCUCCUUCUUUGGUCGGAGCUAAUUUCACGCCGCAUAUAAUUACGGUGAACGCAGGCGAGGACGUGACGAAGAAGAUAAUAUCAUUUUCUCAACGAGGGUCUUUUGCUGUUUGCGUUCUCUGUGCAAACGGUGCCGUUUCCAGUGUUACACUUCGUCAGCCUGAUUCUUCCGGCGGUACUUUGACAUACGAGGGUCGGUUUGAGAUACUGUCACUCUCCGGAUCAUUCAUGCCAAGUGACUCAGACGGGACAAGAAGCAGAACAGGUGGCAUGACCGUGUCGUUGGCAAGCCCCAAUGGACGUGUGGUUGGAGGUGGUGUCGCUGGUGUGCUGAUUGCAGCCACUCCUAUUCAGGUGGUCGUAGGAAGCUUCUUAGCCGGAACUAACCAGCAAGAUCAACAACCAAACCAGCACAACCACAGCUUCAUCUCUUCUCCAAUGCCAACUUCUUCAAACCGUCCUAUGUCGUCUUCUUCUCUCCAUAUCAGUACAUGGACACCAACUUUUUCUUCUGAUCCACAACACAAGCCCUCUCAUGACAUUAAUAUCGCUUUAACUUGA